UUAGUUAAUUAAAAGGCGUGGUCAUGAUGUUAUUAAAUUGCAUAACUCAGCAGCCAAAGUCCAAGAGAGAGAAAUAGAGAGAAGAGAAUGUCUCGUAUUGGAACCCCCAUAGACUCCUCUCAUUGGUCACCAAUGGACAGAUACACGUCAGCAUCACUUCCACCCUUACCAGUACCAGCUCACUCCCUACCACCUCCUGUAACCCUCCCUCCUGUAACUCUGGGUCUACCGCCUUUCCCAGGACCAAGAGGAGGAGGAGGGGGUCCUGUCAUACCAACUUUCCCUCCUCCCUCUACCCUCCCUUCUCCCUCCAUCACUUCUUCUCCUCUAACACCAAUCACUCCUCAAACGCCUUCAUCCAUUACUCCUGGCUCUAUACUUCCCUGGACCCCUUCCUCUGCCUCACUCCACCCCACCCUCUCCCUCCAGCCUCCCCCUCGCCCUAACUUUGGACAAAUUGGACGACCAAUCGGAUUAAGAGCUAAUCAUUUUCAGGUUAAGAUCCCAACCAGCACACUAUAUCACUAUGACGUUGCUAUUCAUCCUGAUAAAUGUCCUCGUCGCGUUAAUCGUGAGAUUAUUGAGGCUCUGAUUCAAACGAGGAAGGACUACUUUGAGGAACAGCAUCCAGUCUUUGACGGGAAGAAGAACCUCUACUCUAGGAAACCAUUACCAGGGAUCGGGAGAGACAGGGUUGAGAUAACAGUUACUUUAGGAGGUGAUGGUAACAGAGAAAGAGCUUUUAAGGUCUCAGUGAAGUAUGUAGCUCAGGUUAACUUGGCUCUUCUUGACAGCGUCCUCAGAGGUGAGAGUCUGGCUCCCAUUCCUUUUGAGUCUAUUCAAGCACUGGACGUCGUCAUGAGACACUUACCAUCAAUGACUUAUACUCCUGUUGGACGGUCGUUCUUUGCCCCGCCCGAGGGUGAGCCCUAUACACUGGGUAAUGGGAGAGAGGUGUGGUUUGGAUUCCAUCAGUCGAUACGACCGUCGAUGUGGAAAAUGAUGAUGAAUAUUGAUGUGUCUGCCACUGCAUUUUACAAGAGGCAGUGUGUUCUUGAUUUUGUUCAUGAGGUUCUUGAUUUGGACAGUGAUGUAAUCAGACGACCACUCUCUGACUCACAAAGACUUAGAUUUGCUAAAGAAAUAAAAGGUCUAAAGGUUGAAGUGACGCACACUGGUCCCAUUAGACGCAAGUACAGAGUCUGUAAUGUGACUAGGAGACCGGCCUCAGCUCAAACUUUUCCACUUCAACUUGAGAAUGGUGACGUUUUCGAUUGUUCUGUUGUUCAAUAUUUCAAGGAAAAGUAUCACAUUGAUCUACAAUACCCGUUUCUGCCUUGUUUGCAGGUUGGUCAAGAGAAGAAACACACUUACCUUCCAUUGGAGGUCUGUGACUUGGUCCCCGGUCAAAGGUGCAUUAAGAAACUCUCUGAGAUGCAAACCUCACGAAUGAUAAAAGCAACGUCAAGGACAGCCCCUGAUAGAGAGACCGAGAUUAAUAGACUGGUUGCACGUGCUAAUUUCAACGCCGAUCCCUACGUGCAGGAUUUCGGUAUUUCGGUUGAUACUAAAAUGGUGACAGUGACUGGGCGUGUACUACCUCCUCCUAAACUCCAAUACGGAGGAAAAGCGCGUGUGCAGGCACUACCUGACCGUGGGGUCUGGGACAUGAGAGGGAAGCAGUUUCAUUUCGGAGUUGAGGUCUCUGUCUGGGCCAUCAUAAUAUUCACCUCAGUCAAGCAGUGUCCUGAAGAAAAACUGAGGAAUUUUGUAUUUCAGUUGCGUAAGAUAUCUCAAGAUGCCGGUAUGCCAUUCAGGAGAGACCCACAGUUCGUGAGAUACAUCCAGGACAGACUAGGUGUUGAGCGGGUUGAAGCAGUUGAGCCAUUGUUCAGGCAGCUGCUUACUGAAAUGGAGGGACUUCAAUUGAUACUAGUAGUACUGCCUGGGAAGACCCCAGUUUACGCUGAAGUCAAGAGGGUUGGCGACACGUUGUUGGGCGUGGCCACUCAAUGUGUUCAAACUCGUAACGUGAACAGGACGUCACCUCAGACCCUCUCUAACCUUUGUCUUAAAAUAAACGUCAAACUCGGCGGAAUUAACAGCAUCAUAGUCCCCAACAUGAGGCCGCCAAUAUUUCGUGAGCCGGUUAUAUUCAUGGGGGCAGAUGUGACACACCCCCCAGCUGGAGAUGAGAAGAAACCUUCAAUAGCUGCCCUGGUUGCUAGUAUGGACGCUCACCCCAGCCGAUAUUCAGCGACUGUAAGAAUACAACAGCACAGACAGGAACUGAUAAGUGAACUAGCUGCGAUGGUGAGAGAAAUGUUGAUUGAGUUUUACAAGUCGACGAGGUUUAAACCACAGAGGAUUAUAUUUUAUAGAGACGGAGUUUCCGAAGGACAAUUCUUACAGGUCUUGUCACACGAGUUAGCUAGUAUCAGGCUUGCUUGUCGUAAACUUGAAGACGGAUACCAGCCUGGGAUAUCGUUCAUUGUCGUUCAAAAACGUCACCACACAAGACUCUUCUGCUCUGAUGAUCGUGAUAAGGUUGGAAAGAGCGGGAACAUACCAGCUGGUACAACAGUUGAUGUCGGUAUUACUCAUCCUACGGAAUUUGAUUUCUUCCUCUGUUCCCAUGCUGGAGUCCAAGGUACCAGUAGGCCCUCUCAUUAUCAUGUCCUCUGGGAUGAUAACGGGUUCACAGCCGAUGACCUACAGUGUCUCACGUACCAGUUGUGUCACACUUACGUUCGCUGCACAAGGAGCGUCUCCUACCCGGCACCUGCUUACUAUGCACACCUUGUGGCCUUCAGGGCCCGCUACCACCUGCAGGACAGGGAGGACAGGAGUUCUGGUGAUGGUAGUUCUGCUAGUCAACAAAGCGAAGAGCCUCGAUCCCCAGCUCUGAUGGCUCAGGCUGUUAAGAUCCAUGAAGGAAUGUGCAAUGUCAUGUAUUUUGCUUGAUGUCUCAACUCCGCCUCCUUUUUUUGCAGCAAUUUUUGUAUAAAGCUCAUUAAUUAUUCAUCAGGUUUUAUUGUUGUUGAUCAGUUACUAAUUGUUUCAGAAACGCUACAGAAU
Molecule: messenger RNA, 3078 nt
Organism: Amphimedon queenslandica
Lineage: Eukaryota; Metazoa; Porifera; Demospongiae; Haplosclerida; Niphatidae
Product: protein argonaute-2-like
Exons: 24
Coding region: 88-2964 (958 amino acids)
Molecular function (GO): protein binding; RNA binding
Source: RefSeq, a predicted model, not a curated record